Molecule: messenger RNA, 1884 nt
Organism: Vanrija pseudolonga
Lineage: Eukaryota; Fungi; Basidiomycota; Tremellomycetes; Trichosporonales; Trichosporonaceae
Product: putative cytosol aminopeptidase
Exons: 2
Coding region: 64-1722 (552 amino acids)
Biological process (GO): proteolysis
Cellular component (GO): cytoplasm
Molecular function (GO): manganese ion binding; metalloaminopeptidase activity
Source: RefSeq, a predicted model, not a curated record
GUUUCUCGCUCUCAGUCCUUUGUAUAUCUCGCAUAGACGUGCUGCGUUCUGUGUGCCCACUCGAUGCUCACCGCUCGCGCCCGCGCAACUCUUCUUCGAUCGGCACCGUCCCUCAUCGCUACUACAAAGCCCAUCGCGCGCCUCGCCCGCCCCGUUCUUGUCACUCCCCGCCCCAACCAGCUCCACCUCCACCGCUUCUCCACCAUGCCCAUCCUCCCCGCCGACGUCUCGGGCCGCCCCGAGCUCCCCACCCACGCCGAGCUCAAGCUCUCGGCCGUCGCCCAGCCUACCGCCGACGUCCUGGUCGUCGGCGCCGCUGCUGACGGCGAGACCGUCAAGGUCCUUGGCGCUGACGAGGCCGGCAUCUCGGCCGCCGUUGCCGACAGCCUCAACACCCUCGGCUUCAAGGGCAAGCAGGACGCUACCCUUGCUCUGCCCAUCGACGGCAAGGUCGUCAUCUUUGCCGGCCUCGGCAAGGUCCCCGAGUCGGGUGCCAAGCACGAGUCGCUCCGCCGCGCCGCCGGUGCUGCUGUCCGUGCCGCUGCCGGCCUCGGCAACGUCAAGUCGGUUGCUAUCGCGCUCCCUGCAGCCUCCGCAGAGGCUGUCCAGGCGAUUGCUGAGGGUGCUUCGCUCGGCUCAUACACCUGGACCGCGUUCAAGUCCAAGGACUCGGGCAAGCCCAUCGAGGCCGUCGAGGUUGUGACUUCUGCCGCCGGUGCCGAGGACGCCAUCAAGCGCGCCGACAUUGUCGCUCGCCACGUCAAGCACGCCCGUGACCUCGUCAACACGCCUCCCAACGAUCUCUUCCCUGCCACCUUUGCCGACGUCGCUGUUGCCGCUGGCAAGAAGGUCGCCGGUGUCGACGUCGAGGUCUGGGACGUCGAGCGCCUCCGCAAGGAGAACAUGGGCGGUAUCCUCGGUGUCGGCAAGGGCUCCGAGAAGGAGCCCCGCUUCGUCAUCGUCUCGUACACUCCUGCUGGUGGCGAGAACGCCAAGCGCGUUGCCAUUGUCGGCAAGGGCGUCACCUUCGACUCUGGAGGACUUUCGCUCAAGCCCAGCGCCAAGAUGCACGAGAUGAAGAGCGACAUGGGCGGUGCCGCCGCUACGCUCCACGCCGUCCUUGCCGCCGCGGAGCUCAAGCUCCCCGUUCGCGUCACCGGCUACCUGUGUCUCGCCGAGAACAUGCCCAGCGGCUCGGCCCUCAAGAACGCCGACGUCAUCCGCCAGCGCAACGGCCUCACCACCGAGAUCCACAACACCGACGCCGAGGGCCGUCUCGUCCUCGCUGAUGGUCUCUCGGUCGCCGUCGAGUCCAACCCCGACCUCCUGUUCAACAUUGCCACCCUCACCGGCGCCCAGCUCGUCGCCCUCGGCAUGCGCACCGCCGCCGUCAUGGGCGACGACCCCGCUGUCGAGGCCAUCAAGAAGGCGUCUGCCGAGGCUGGCGAGAACUUCUGGGCCAUGCCUCUGCCUGAGGAGAUGCUCGAGGACCUGAAGUCGACCACUGCCGACUUUAAGAACAUUGGCUCGAUCCCCUGGGGUGGCAUGUGCAAGGCUGGUGUCUUCCUCCAGCAGUUUGCGGGCGACAAGAACAACUGGGCUCACCUCGACAUUGCUGGCCCCUCGGCCAACUUUGGCGCGCCUUACGGCUACACGACGGCCGAGGGCACUGGUUUCGGCGUGCGCACCCUCGUCAAGGCGGCCGAGCACCUCGGCGCGUAAGUGUGAGAGCAUUGGGUAUCAGCAGCAGCAUUGGAUGAAGUCAUAGCACAAGGUAUGAGGGGGCAAGGUUUACUCACCGCAAGGACAACGGGAGCAGAAUGCGUGCGAGUUGACUGAUGCGCCUCGCCCCCGGUCCGCCUGUCUGCAUUUAUAUCGUUCACC